This is a messenger RNA of Danaus chrysippus (African queen), 1872 nucleotides long. Lineage: Eukaryota; Metazoa; Arthropoda; Insecta; Lepidoptera; Nymphalidae. The record is from the annotation of a GenBank genome assembly.
AUGAACUCCCCCAAACUAAACGAAAGAUGUCCAAGCAGUCUUAGCACCAGUAAAAAGCAUCUAAGCACCGAAUCCAAAGAAGAUUCUCUUGAUAACUCCAUACGUGAGUCCAUUAAAUCGGAGAGGCCAGGAAGUAAAGGAGAGGAGGAUUGUCGGCGACGAACUAUUAUCGUAGAAAAGAAAAAUGGUAGCUACGGGUUCACGCUACAGAGCUACGGCAUUCAUUAUAAGAAGGAACAAGAAAUAGAAGUAAUUACUUACGUAGAUCACGUGGAGGCUGAGGGACCUGCUGCAGCGGCGGGAAUGCGUGAAGGAGAUGUCAUCCUAUCAAUUAAUGGAAUAGAUGUCGAACGUGCCGACCAUGCUUCCAUCGUUACUGCCAUCAAUUCUUGUGACUCACGAAUGCGGAUCGUUGUCAUAUUUGAAGACUGUGUCCGUAAAGUGGAGCUUCAUCUGAAGUAUAUUAACAUUCAACGCACAAUACAAAACAAAAUGCGAGAGCUUGAACAACUAAGCAUAAAAGAAAGACAAGUCUUUGAUUCUAACUGGAAAACGCAUAGCUUACCUUCUCAGAAGAAAAAAUCGUCGCCGUCUGAUAUAAUAUCUGACACCGAAGAUAAUAUUGUUGAUAAUAUUAAUAGUACAUAUUGUCGACCGACAUUGUCUAGUGAGAAUGUCACUGCCGCCAAACCGCCUCAACCAAACGUGUUCAUGUACCAGUACUUAGAUCCUAGAUACGGCGCAUGUAUAAUACAACCGAAUUUACGUACUGGAGGUUUUGUUAUCACUGUAGGGUCGCCGAGAAAUCGAAGAGAUUGUCACCAUUAUGUAGUUAAAACUUCUAAUGAGUGUCAUCGUGCGUCAGAAGUAUACAAGCCGGCUAACGGAAAGCACACGAAAACCCAUAGAAACAGUCACAGUCAUGGGUGUGCACCUUGUAUGCCGGUCUACAAUAAUCAGGAUGCAAACAGUCUUGAAGCUUAUGAUCUCGCGAGCCCUUGCUGUGAUCCUCACUGUGUGCCUAACUCUAGAAAGAAAUUAAGACGAAAGAAAGAAUGUUCUAAAGAACAUAAAAGAAAAGAAAAAUACCAACAAGUCGAUAAAUCUACUCAAAAACCUGAUACUUGUUCUCACUCAGUCACACAUCAUACCAAAAAAGUGUGCGCAUCUGGUCAUUGUUCUGGAAGAUACAGAUAUCUUGCGACAGAAUCUACUCAAACGAGUCAGUGCAGCUUGCAGUCGUAUGCAACCAGCAACGCUACCGCAGCGUGUGAUAACUCUGCUUCAAGUUACAGUACCUCUCUAAGUAGUGAUACCUUAUUCUGGGACAACGAGCGCUCGGAAGUCAAGUCCUCACCAAAGAUUCAGUAUCAAAGUUCUCAUCAGCAUGUAAAACCGAAAUCAUGGGAUAAUCUAACUACGAAAGCCAUAGGAGGAUACGGUUUCGGUUAUGGAUAUUUAGACACAAGCGUGAAACAUACAAAUAGAUCGAAGAGUCAGAGUAGAAACCAUAGCGGACGUAGUUCUCAAAGUCAUCACGACUAUCAGCAUCACGCAUCGGAAAAGCACUCACAUAGACAAAACGGCACACCUCACCAUUACCCCGUUUAUGGAAGAAGCCAUAGUCACUGUCCUCCUACCAAAUCUACAGAAAGUUUAGUUCUAGUACCUAAGUAUCAAUUAGAAAGCAGUGGAUCAGAAAGUCGAUUAGCUUGCGAUUGUGCUGACUCCGUUGAAUAUUAUCGCCGAGUUAAUUCUUCAAAGAGUCCCGGAGAACCGCAAGCAACCUAUUACUCACAACGAUUUGUAUACCACGGUCAUUCAUAUAAAAAGAAAGAUGCAAAUCUCAGUUCUGAAAUUACAAGAUUGUAA